This is a messenger RNA of Solea solea (common sole), 1423 nucleotides long. Its product is annotated as beta-1,4-galactosyltransferase 3-like. Gene Ontology annotation, molecular function: glycosyltransferase activity. Gene Ontology annotation, biological process: carbohydrate metabolic process. Lineage: Eukaryota; Metazoa; Chordata; Actinopteri; Pleuronectiformes; Soleidae. The transcript is spliced from 6 exons. Bases 1 to 1062 code for a protein of 353 amino acids. The record is from RefSeq and is a predicted model, not a curated record.
AUGGACACAUGUGCGCGCGUCAGCUUUCCUGACAGCACCAUGAUUAAGAUCCAGCCGAAGUGGCGUUACAUUUUCUUGUUCCUGCUCAUCCAGCUGCUGGUCACGGCUCUACUGUCCUGCAAGGAACACAAGGAGUGGCUGAAGAACGCCUUCAACAUCUUCUGCCAAGGAGACGGAGAAGACGUGUACGCCAACCUGCCCCAUGUCCCCCGGGAUCACACAGGUGGACCGGUUCUGUCCUACUGCCCCGUGAUGUCCCCUCUCAUAGUUGGACCGAUCCGUGUCAGGUUCUUUUCGCCGCCCAGUCUGGAUUAUGUGCAGAGGAAGAAUCCCCUGGUGGUGAAAGGAGGAUAUUACAAGCCUCCAGACUGUGAGGCCCGGCAUCGAACCGCCGUCAUCAUUCCCUUCAGAGGCCGAGAACAUCACCUCAAGUUCCUGCUCUACUACCUCCACCCUUUCCUGCAGCGACAGCAGCUCAACUAUGGGAUUUAUGUCAUUCAUCAGGCCGGAAACUACACGUUUAACCGAGCCAAGCUGAUGAACGUGGGCUUCAGUGAAGCCAUGAAGGACAAAGAGUGGGACUGUCUCUUCUUCCACGACGUGGACCUGGUUCCUCUGGACGAUCGGAACCUGUAUGCGUGCGACUCCAACCCCAAACACGCAGCCAUCGCCAUGGACAAGUUUGGCUACAAUCUUCCCUAUGACACGUACUUUGGAGGCGUGUCAGCCAUGACUCCACUGCACUACUUAAAAAUAAACGGUUUCCCCAACAACUACUGGGGCUGGGGGGGUGAGGACGAUGAUAUCGGGCUCAGGGUGACUCUGGCAGGGAUGAGCCUCAGUCGUCCAUCAUUGCGGAUCGGCCGCUACAAGAUGAUCAAACACAGGAAGGACAAAGGAAACGAGGAUAAUCCAGAGAGAUUAAAGCUGUUGUCUAAGACGAAUGAGACGUGGAAGUAUGACGGGAUGAACACGGCUCAGUACCAGAUCAUCUCAAGAACAUAUCUGCCACUCUACACCAACAUCACCGUCAACAUUGGCACCGCAGGAGGUCUGUACUGAUGUCCUACAGCCAGUCCUACAGCCAGACCUACAGCUGGACCUGGAGCCGCACCUGCAGCCAGACCUGCAGCUGAUCCUGCAGUCGGACCUGCAGCCGGACCUGCAGCCAAACCAAACCUGCAGCCAGACCUGUAGCUAAAGCCCCACCUACUGUGACUUCAACACGACCAAACCCGCUCUUCUGACUCCACCCACUGCCUGAUUUUGAAAAAUGCCAAAGAAGUGGGCUGAGUGAGCGAGUGACUUUGUGAGGGAGCGGUGCUUUAUGUUGUUCAAAAAUAAAUCGAUCAGACUGAAUGUUGGUGAGCUACAGCUUUUCUUAAAGUACAGUAUUUUAGAGUGCAUUUACAGUGUAGUUUAA